Molecule: messenger RNA, 1461 nt
Organism: Scheffersomyces stipitis CBS 6054
Lineage: Eukaryota; Fungi; Ascomycota; Pichiomycetes; Serinales; Debaryomycetaceae
Gene: CBK1
Product: serine/threonine protein kinase
Exons: 1
Biological process (GO): intracellular signal transduction; peptidyl-serine phosphorylation
Molecular function (GO): protein serine/threonine kinase activity; ATP binding
Source: RefSeq, a predicted model, not a curated record
AACUACGUUUACUUCACGAGGCAACCCAACUUGCUCAACAAGAACACCAAUGACAAGGCAGCAGCUAUUAAGUUGAAGUUGGAAAACUACUACACCAUGGCUGUGAGUCAUGCCAUCGAAAGAAAUCAAAGAAGAUUAGAUUUGGAGCAUAAGCUCUUGACAGAAGAGUCCGGUUCCAGUGAAGAAAGAAAGAAUAGACAAUUGCAGAACUUGGGUAAGAAGGAGUCACAGUUCUUGAGAUUGAGAAGAACAAAGCUUUCCUUAGAGGAUUUCACCACCGUCAAGGUUAUUGGUAAAGGUGCAUUUGGAGAAGUCAGAUUGGUGCAGAAGAAAGAUACUGGUAAGAUUUACGCCAUGAAAACAUUAUUAAAGUCUGAAAUGUACAAAAAGGAUCAAUUAGCUCACGUGAAGGCCGAAAGAGAUGUCUUAGCAGGCAGUGACUCGCCUUGGGUUGUGUCAUUAUAUUACUCCUUUCAGGAUACACAGUACUUGUACUUAAUCAUGGAGUUUUUACCAGGAGGAGAUCUUAUGACCAUGUUGAUCAGAUGGCAAAUUUUCACUGAGGAUAUCACCAGAUUUUACAUGGCUGAGUGUGUAUUGGCCAUUGAAGCUAUUCACAAGCUUGGCUUUAUCCAUCGUGACAUCAAGCCCGAUAACAUAUUGAUUGACAUCAGGGGCCACAUCAAGUUGUCAGACUUUGGGCUAUCAACCGGUUUUCAUAAGACUCACGACUCCAACUACUACAAGAAAUUGUUAGAGAAAGAGGGCCCUUCGAACCAUUUGCAACCGAACCAGUUGACCAGUGGCCGUAAUUCGAUGAUGGUGGAUGCCAUUCAUUUGACAAUGUCAAACAGACAGCAGAUGCAAACUUGGAGAAAGUCACGUAGACUUAUGGCUUAUUCCACUGUAGGUACCCCUGACUAUAUUGCGCCAGAGAUCUUUAUUCACCAAGGGUAUGGUCAAGAAUGCGAUUGGUGGUCUUUGGGUGCGAUCAUGUUUGAGUGUUUAAUCGGCUGGCCGCCUUUCUGCAGUGAGACACCACACGAGACGUAUCGUAAGAUUUUGAACUGGCAAGAGACGUUACAAAUUCCAGAGGAUAUUCACUUGUCUCCAGAGAGUGAGGAUUUGAUCCGGAAGUUAUUGACGAGCUCGGAGAACCGAUUAGGUAGAUACGGAGGAGCAGAAGAAAUCAAGCGCCAUCCAUUCUUUAGAGGUGUGGACUGGGAAACUAUCAGAAAAGUUGAUGCACCAUUUAUUCCUAAAUUGAGAUCUAUUACCGAUACUCGAUUCUUCCCUACAGAUGAGUUAGAAAACGUUCCAGAGUCUCCAGCUUUGAGCAAAGCUAUGGAACAGAGAGAACAAGACAUGAAGAACGGCAAGAAGAAUGUUAAGGAAGAUUUGCCGUUUAUCGGAUACACCUAUUCGAGAUUUGAUUAUUUGACGAGAAAGAACGCCUUGUGA